This is a messenger RNA of Labrus bergylta (ballan wrasse), 812 nucleotides long. Lineage: Eukaryota; Metazoa; Chordata; Actinopteri; Labriformes; Labridae. The record is from RefSeq and is a predicted model, not a curated record.
AGAAGGGAGAGAGAAGAGGAGAGAGCGCAGGAAAGCAAGAAAAAGAAGCUAGAGCUGAGAGGUAGAGAGUCGCAGGAGCAAGAGGGAGAAUGCACGGUGUCUGGGUAACACUUCCACGCUUGUAUCCAGGGCCUUUGUGAAUACACCAUGGGAUGCAUUGGCUCCAGGAGACUGACGGCGGAUGGCGUGCCAGUCCAGAAGGAUGGGGAGCAGCAUGGACGUUCAGAAUUUUCAUGGGAAGGAAUCAAUCUGUCUAUGGAAGACACCACAUCAAUCCUGCCACGGCUCAAGAGGAACUCAAACGCUUACGGCAUCGGGGCUUUGGCUAAGUCUUCUCUGUCAGGUGUGUCAGGUGUGUCACGCACUAUGAAAGAGCGGGUGACCAAGCCCACAGCCAUGGCCCAGGGUCGAGUCGCUCACAUGAUUGAAUGGCAGAACUGGAGCAUGACGACGGUGGGUCCUGGGGGCAUCCCCCAGUCUCGCAUCACCACCCAGGAGCGGGAAAAGGAGCGUCGGCUGGAGAACGAUGCUUACAGCGACCUCAGUGACGGAGAGAAGGAGGCCCGUUUCACUGCAGGUAUCCUGCAGCAGUUUGCGAUCUCGGAGGCAACACUCCUGGCCUGGUCAUUGAUGGAUGGAGACAGUCCGCGGUCGGGCUCAAACCAGGGCAGCGUGGCUCAUCUGAGCGAGGUCAACCAGGAGAGCAUAACCAGUCGAGGUAAAAGACUACAAAUGACUACAAAAAUGGAUUCAGUUUGUAGCUAUAGUAAUAUUUGUUUCUUCUUAAUGCACAGUAGGGCUAUCAAAAAACA